AUGGAUCGUGAUUUAAACAUAGACGAAAGAAAAGAAAAGUAUAGAAGUCGUGAGGUAAUUUGUGAAAAAAAUUGGAAACACGUUAUUAAUCAUUAUCAUUGUAUGGAUUGUUUAGAUGAGGAAACCGACGAUAAAGAAAAAGCUCAUCUACGAUAUGGGAUAUGCAAAGAGUGUUCUCAACCUAAUACGGGAAGUAUUAUUUGGUGUUCUUUUUGCAACAUAAAAUAUCUUCAACAAGACUUUGAUAAGUGGACUAGUGAAAACGAAGAUAUUGAUGAAUUAAUUAAAAAUAGUCAACUUAAAGCAUCGAGUACAAAUGGUAUAAUAGAAUGGAUACCUUAUAACAAAUUUACUAAUAUUAAAUAUGUAGCUACCGGAGGUUUUGCUAAGGUGUAUUCAGCCAAUUGGAUCGAUGGAUACAUUAGGGGUUGGGAUCUUGAAACUAAAAACUGGAAAAGAAAAAAGCAAAAGAAAGUUGCUUUAAAAGAAUUGAAUGGUUCUUCUAAAGACAUAAGUAAAGGAUUUCUUAAUGAAUUAAAAACAUUGGUAAAAUUGCUUGAACUUAAUCCUUUUAUAGUACCACUAUACGGCAUUUCACAACAUCCUGACACUAAGAAUUUCAUAUUAGUAUUUAAAUAUAUAGAUAAUAAUUUUCAUAAUAUUCAAGGGUUCACUCCAUCAGAAAUACUUGAAUCAAGAUUAAUAAAUAUUUGUAUAAGUCUUAAGUUAAUUCACUUAAAUAAUUUAGUUCAUAGAGAUUUGCACCUAGGUAACAUUUUGCAAGAUGAUAAAAAUACAUAUAUAAGUGAUUUUGGAUUAUGUAGGCCGGCAAAUGAAAUGAACGAUCAAAAUAUUUAUGGGGUAUUGCCAUAUAUAGCACCUGAAGUAUUACGUAGAAAACCAUAUAAUCUGACAUUUAUUCAAAUUUGCCGUGAUGGAAAACGUCCAGAAAUUCGAGCUGAAAUUCCAUUAAUUUUAAAAGAUUUAAUUCAAAAAUGUUGGGAUGAAAUUCCAGAAAACCGUCCAACAAUUGAGGAAAUCAUUGAUGUUUUAACCUCUGAAGAAUUAUUUUAUAAACUUUUAAAUUUGCGCUUGGAUUUGGCCGCACUUCCGUCAUCAUCAAGCGAUACAAAACGACUUCUUGAUGUACCAGAUUCAUCAGAACUAGAACCGAUGCCAACAACGCAAAUAGCAACAGAUGUGGUGGACAGCUAG
Rhizophagus irregularis DAOM 181602=DAOM 197198 is the source of this 1215-nucleotide messenger RNA. The record is from RefSeq and is a predicted model, not a curated record. Lineage: Eukaryota; Fungi; Glomeromycota; Glomeromycetes; Glomerales; Glomeraceae.